Salvelinus sp. IW2-2015 is the source of this 1203-nucleotide messenger RNA. The record is from RefSeq and is a predicted model, not a curated record. NCBI's taxonomy places the organism in Eukaryota, Metazoa, Chordata, Actinopteri, Salmoniformes, Salmonidae.
UGCUAUAAGCUACCAUAGCAGAAACACAUACAGACAGACACACAUUAUAUACACACACCUAUUUAUUUACUCUACACAGACAGACAGCCAUAUAGAAAAAUGUCUUCAGAUAUGGAUGGGACCAUGCUCCUGGGGGUGGAAGGCAUUAAGAAAACCAUCCUGUAUGGAGGGACAGCUGAKAUGCCCCGGUUCAUUACUGGGACUAAGGUGACCUUCCAUUUCCGUACCCAGCUGUGUGAUGAUGAUCGUACGGUGAUAGACGACAGUAAGGUCGCGGGCGUGCCAAUGGAGGUGGUGAUCGGGAACAUGUUCAAGCUGGAGAUCUGGGAGACCCUGCUCACCUCCAUGAGGAUCGGAGAGGUGGCCGAGUUCUGGUGCGAUGUCACCCACACUGGCCUCUACCCCCUGGUGGCCAAGAGCUUGCGGCGCAUCGCGGAGGGCAAGGACCCUGUGGACUGGCACAUCCAUUCGUGUGGCAUGGCCAACAUGUUUGCCUACCACACCCUGGGCUAUGAUGACCUGGACCAGCUACAGAAGGAGCCUCAGCCUCUCUACUUUGUACUGGAACUGUAUGACAGGGAGUCGUGGGCUCUGAAUGAUGAGGAGAGACUGAAGGCUGUGCCCUUGCUCCACGGCCAGGGGAACAAGCUCUACAAACUGGGGCGCUACCAGGACGCCACCAACAAAUACAAAGAGGCCAUAGUCUGCAUCAAGAACAUACAGCACAAGGAGAAAGCAUGGGAAGCCCCCUGGCUGAAGCUAGAGAAGAUGGGGAACAUGCUGACUCUCAACUACUGCCAGUGUCUGCUCCGUAUGGAGGAGUACUAUGAGGUCAUAGAGCACACCAGUGACAUCAUCAAUCAGCACCCAGGUGAAAUGAAGGCGUUCUACGUGCGAGGGAAGGCCCACAUCGAGGUGUGGAACGAAGCUGAGGCGCGGGCUGACUUUGAGAGGGUUCUAGAUCUGGACCCUGGCAUGAAGAAGGCUGUUAAGAAGGACCUGGGUGUCCUCAACAUGAGGAUGGAGGAGAAGAAUGAGGAGGAUAAAGUCAAGUACAAGGGCAUGUUCUGACAUGGCCCAGGAGAURUGCAGAUAUGGAGGGUCAAUGUCAAAGUCAAUGUUAACCUCACUUGGGUAUGUGGGACGGUAGCGUCCCACCUCGUCAACAGCCAGUGAAACUGCAGGGCGCCAAAUUCAAAUACA